Eriocheir sinensis (Chinese mitten crab) is the source of this 1039-nucleotide messenger RNA. RefSeq names its product 6-pyruvoyl tetrahydrobiopterin synthase-like (gene purple). The transcript is spliced from 5 exons. Lineage: Eukaryota; Metazoa; Arthropoda; Malacostraca; Decapoda; Varunidae. The record is from RefSeq and is a predicted model, not a curated record. Gene Ontology annotation, molecular function: 6-pyruvoyltetrahydropterin synthase activity. Gene Ontology annotation, biological process: tetrahydrobiopterin biosynthetic process. The coding region runs from base 116 to 565 and encodes 149 amino acids. Gene Ontology annotation, cellular component: mitochondrion.
GUUUCAUAAGGAGAGACAGAACCACAGCACCUUGCCUGGCGUGAGGACGUGCCUGUAUUGUUAGGGCGUGCCGAGCAACAGUUGGUUCUCACUCGACCCUUAGUGCUGCGUUGACAUGUCGCCCAAGAACGGAAAGAGACCCAUCGUGGACGUGACCCGGACGGAGAGCAUCAGCGCCUGCCAUAGACUGCACAGCAAACUACUUGGAGAUGAGGAGAACAGCAAGAUAUUUGGAAAGUGCAACAACCCCAACGGCCAUGGUCACAACUACAAAGUGGAGGUAACAGUGCGGGGGCCCAUUGACGAGGUGACAGGGAUGGUGAUCAACGUGUCGGACCUCAAGGUGAUCAUCCAGAAGGUGGUCAUGGAAACGUUUGACCAUAAAAACGUUGACAAGGACGUACCAGUCUUCAGGGACACAAAUUUGGUAAGCACAGCAGAGAACAUCGCAGUGGUGAUGUACAAUGAAAUCCAGAAGCUCCUUCCAAGUGGCGUUAAACUGCACCGGGUCAGGCUUCACGAGACUGACAAGAACAUUGUGGAUUACUACGGCAACAGCGAAUGAGCUCAAUGACCUUUUAGGGGAUCAUCACUUCCAGAUGCCAUUCACAAGGAUACAAGUCUUCCACUGCACUACACCAGAGAAGAUUUAUAGAUCAAUAUUCCAUAGCUUUAUUAUAAAAAAUAGAAAUUAUAAUUAAAUCCUAUAUAUCCUCAUAUGAUAUAUGCAAAACUUUCUACUAGGGUUCCUCAAGGCAGUUCAGUGGAAUAGUUUUUUUUUUAGAUAAAUAAGUAGAGGAAUGUACAUACUGAUAAUAUAAUCUCGCAACCUGGACUGCAUUGCCAAACUAUGUAAGAUCAUAUAAAAGAGAUCCUGUAUUUUUCUGUAAACUCAAGAACAACACUUUGAGCUACAGCAAGUGCUUUUUUUGUCCCUGAUGCUAUAUUUGUUUAAUAGUGUACAACUUUAGCGGACUGCAAAGUGUAACUAGAAUAUCCAACAGUUAGGAUUGGACUCAACAAACUGGAUGCUGUUAAC